Molecule: messenger RNA, 3195 nt
Organism: Notolabrus celidotus (New Zealand spotty)
Lineage: Eukaryota; Metazoa; Chordata; Actinopteri; Labriformes; Labridae
Product: kin of IRRE-like protein 3
Exons: 16
Coding region: 123-2285 (720 amino acids)
Biological process (GO): cell-cell adhesion; synapse assembly
Cellular component (GO): cell-cell junction
Molecular function (GO): cell adhesion molecule binding
Source: RefSeq, a predicted model, not a curated record
AUGGAGCCAGAAGAAGCUGGCCAUCCAGGGAGCUCCGCUGUGUUCACUCAACAACCGUCAGACCUGGUUGUGGUCGCAGGACUGCCGGUCACCCUCCCCUGCUCCAUUCCUGCUACCAUGGCAUGGUGCUCUGGCUGCGAGAUGGCAUGGCCCUCGGCGUAAACAGGGAUGUCUCAGGUUACCCACGGUAUGAUAUUGUGGGAGACCACAGCAGAGGAGAAUAUCACCUCUUGAUCCAGAGAACAGAGAUUCAAGAUGACGCCUUCUUCGAGUGCCAGGCGAUCCAGGCAGCCAUCAGAUCACGACCUGCCCGCCUCACUGUGCUGGUUCCUCCUGAUUACCCAGUGAUAGUCGGGGCUCCAGUGGUACGUUUACGGGCAGGUGAGCACCUCAACCUCACUUGUCACGCAGACAACGCCAAGCCGGCUGCAUCCAUCAUCUGGAUUCGAAACGGCCUUGUCCUGAAUGGAGCCGUGUACUCUAAGACCUUGUUACAGGAUGGUAAGAGGGAGAGCACAGUCAGCACACUUUACCUGUCUCCAAGUGACGUCGAGUCAGGCCAGCAGAUCACCUGCCGAGCCUCAAACAAAGCAGCCCCGAACGGAAAAGAUUCCACUGUCACGAUCGACAUUCAGCACCUUCCCGUUGUCAAUCUCACCGUUGAGCCGCAGCCUGUUUUGGAGGGAAACCUGGUUAAAUUCCACUGCGCUGCCAAAGCCAACCCACCUGUCAUCUACAAAAGAUGGGCUAAAGGAGGAAAUGUGAUUCCAGACAUGUCAGGUGACACCUAUGAGGUUCUUGUGGAUCAUUCCUUUUUCACUGAGCCUGUUUCCUGUGAGGUAACCAAUGCGCUGGGUAACACCAACAUCAGCAGGAACGUGGAUGUCUACUUUGGACCCAGAAUGGAGGCGGAGCCUCAGUCUCUGCAGGUAGACCUGGGAUCUGAUGCAGUUUUUAACUGUGCUUGGACUGGAAACCCUUCCCUCACCAUAGUAUGGAUGAAACGUGGCUCUGGAGUGGUGCUUAGCAACAAAAACACUCUACAUUUGAAAGCAGUGAAGCAGGAGGAUGCUGGAAAGUAUGUGUGCCGAGCUGUCGUUCCCAGAGUUGGGGCCGGCGAGAAGGAGGUGUCACUUACUGUGAAUGGUCCUCCUGCCAUCUCCAGCACCCAGACACAGCAAGCCCUCGAUGGAGAGAAGGGUCAGAUCAAGUGCUUCAUCCGCAGUACCCCUCCCCCUGACCGCAUCGCCUGGUCCUGGAAGGAGACCAUUUUGGAGUCUGGGACAGCAGGUCGCUACACGGUGGAAACUGUGAGGACAGAGGAGGGAGUGAUCUCCACUCUGUCCAUCAGUAACAUCGUCUCUGCAGAUUUUCAAACCAUCUACAACUGCACGGCGUGGAACAGCUUUGGCUCUGACACUGAGAUCAUACGACUCAAAGAAGAAGAGACUCUUGGUCUGGCUGUCAUCGUUGGCGUGGCAGUGGGAGCUUUCCUCGCCCUCUCCAUCCUUUUGGGGGCAUUGGGGGCUUUCUGCUUUACCAGAUUCCAGAGAAAGGAUGUCCAUCUGGUCAUGUCUUCUCUUACUGUGUCCCUGUCCCACCAGAGAGACGUGAAGACAGAGAGAGCAGGGUUUGCAAAAAGUGACAUUUGUGUGGAGAUUGUCCCUGAAGACCACAGUGAAGCCGGGGAUAGCGAGGAGCAUACAAGCAUGAAGCAGAUAAUGAUUGACGGUGGUGAGUUCCAGAGGGAGCCUGUGCUGGAGCAGCUGGAAGUUCUCCAAGAGGAAAAGGAGUUCGAGCACAUUACGGACCCCACCAAUGGCUACUACAGUGUCAACACCUUUGAUGACCACAACGCCACCCCCAAAAUUUCCAUGGCCCCCAGCCGGACACCUGACGUGGUUAGAAGCCCACUCCAAGGAACUAUGGCCAACAGCGAACCACGGGUACCCACCGGCAUGUCUUUCACCAACAUCUACAACACCCUGGGUGCCGGUCCCAGUUGCCUGUUUGACUACAGCCAACGCUUCAUGCUGGGCAUGGGCAGCAGCUCCAUUGAACUGUGUGAGCGUGACUUUCAGCGGAGUUCACUCAGCGACUCCAGCUCCUUCAUCGACAUGCAGUGUGACAGCAGCGUCAGCAGCUACAGCAAACAGGAUGGCUUCGUACAGUUCGACAAAGACAGCAAGACCUCAGCCUCAUCCUACUCCCAUAAUUCUCAGUCUUCUUCCCAGAACUCAGACCUCCCAAGACCUCUGCAGAAACGAAUGCAGACACACGUCUAAUAGAAUAUGAAGAUUUGACUGGGAUGAAAACAACGGAUCCAAAGACACAUUUACCUAUACAAAUAAGACGUCUUUCAGUGCUUCACUGGAGUUCAGACUGAAGGACAGAAUAUAGUUUGCAGAUCAUAACUGUUAAAGAUACACAUCCUCAUGAAUCUACAGGGAUGAAGGGUCUCAAACUUUUGAUCUUUAAAAAAAUGUCUAGUCAAAUCAUGUCAAGCAUUUGUCUGCUUACAUAAUUUUUUUCACUUUGCAGACAGUCUUGACAUUUGCAAAAAAAAAGCACAAUGCUUAGCAGUGGUUAGCAAAAAAAAUUAAAAGGAAAACCUUUUUUUAUGAAUAGGAAAAUGUUUGAUUUUCUGUGUUCCUCUUCUUCUUCUCUACGGAUAUGUUCAAAUCAGAAAACAUCUUUUUUUCUUGGCACUUGAAGGGUAAAAAAGAUCUUAAGUGGCUCUGUUCGAUGUUCUCAUUCCUGUAGUUCAUUUACGACAACACCACCGUGACCUUUAUGCAAGCUGAUUUAGACUUGGACGUCUUUUUUGUAAAAUACACUGUACAUUGUUUGGUUUUUGAUGGUUGUCAUUUUUCAGACAUUGUUAGACUUUCAUCCACACUUCAGUGUAAAUUGUUCCUCAUAUGCUGAUGACAGACUGCAUGUAGUGUCAUCUUGCACAAAACACCCACAAAGAAAUUUGGGUACUUUGGUUCAGUCACUUGAUCCUUAUAAUGUUAAGAAGUGUAACAUCAGCUGUCUUUUCCCUUUUAAAGUAAGACAUUUGCAGCUUGUGUUUGUACUGUAAUUCAAGGUUUUCAUUUUUAUGUUUGGCUGAUGUUGUGUUGUUUACAUUUGUAAAAGUCAGUGUUUGUGAUUUGUAUUUUGAAUGCUGAAUGAAAAGGGUUUUAGAAAACG